CCUGGCUCAAAAUGCCCUUGCCUGAGCACUGAGAGCUUGGAGAGGCUGAGAGAAAGGAGAGGGGAGCUGAAAAAGACAGGUUAGAAAUAAGUAUACAUAAAAGAACGCUGAAUAGAGGAAGGUGUAGGCAAGAUAGAUAAAGAGAAACUAACAAAAAGAGCCUGGUUUUAUUUUGGAAAAAGCUGGAGCCCAUUUUUUUAAAUUUAUUAUUUUUAUAGCCUGAUUCAUUUUCCUCUGUACGGAUUCCCCUCUUCUUCUUCUUCUUUUUCUUCUUCCUGCUCUUUUCUCUGAUAGACAUACCACCAUGGAAACUGGGAGCCCCAGAAAGAUUCAGUUUACUGUCCCCCUGUUGGACACUCACCUGGACCCAGAGGCAGCAGAACAAAUCAGAAGACGUAGACCCACACCUGCCACUCUGGUGGCAUCCAGUGAUCAGUCCUCACCUGAAAUAGAUGAAGAUCGGCUCCCAAACCAGUUGUAUAAGGCUGCCCUGUUGAACUCCCCUCGACAACGAAGAAAAGGACAAAAGGGGACACCGACAAUGAAAGAGCUGCAGUUUCUUGUAGAACAUCACCUGUACAGGCAGCAGCAGGGAGCUGGAGACGAGUGCUCCUCAGAGAGCUGUCUGUCUGACCGGCCCAGCCCCGACUCCGUUCCCACUGGUGAGGAACUCCCACAUGAUGACGAGGCCACUGCAGAGGCCUUUGAAAAAUUGCGCUGUCAAAUGGAAGAGUUCUCCAGGGAGAGUCUAUUAGAUGCUGACAGUGAUCUUGAGUGCCCCCUCUCCAAGGAGAAAAACGAUUGUUCCAGUGUGGCCAGCGUAGCAGAUCCCUCGUCCCAAAAAGAAAAUGCACAGACUGACAUGAAAGCAGGAGCAUCCAGUGCAAAUCAGACAUCAGAGAAGAAGAUGAAGAAAGGCAGCCUGGAGACAAAGAAAUAAAGAGGAACCUCAUCCUGAAGCCCUUUCUGAAUGCUUGAAGGCUAAGGCUGACAACUUGACAGUCGGUAUCAGCAUAAAGUCAAAAUGAGUUUGUCGAGAUCUACUCCUCAUUUCAAAUGUCAAAAACAAGAGUAAGGUUAGACUUAGCUCUGCACCAUUUGUCAUGGGUUUAGUUGGGGUAAAUUUUGAUUUGACCCUAAAAAUAGGCAUUUUGGCUUAAAUAAUUCAACGUGCUCAGUUCUAAGAGCAUACAACAACAUACAUUUUUCAUGAAGAAGGUGGACUAAUGCAUUUUAUAACACUGCAGCUCUUUAAGUUACAAAGGAUUCCCCUGCAGACAAAUAUAGAUGCUUUUUAUGGAAUAUUAAAUUUCAAAGGUCAGUUUUAUCUGUAGGUAAAAUAGGUCAUCAUAUAUUCAUGUUGAUGUGUAAUUAGAUCUAUUCAUAAGUAAGACAUGAUUGAAUUAUGUUACACAAUUCACAAAAGGAUGUUUAACAUUUAAUAAUAAGAUCUGUGCACAAUUUACCGUUCUCUUUAAAUUUGGCAGACAUUGUCAUUGUUUGAAUUCUUAAAAGAAAACCAUGAACACCAGAACAUGCUUAUUAUAAGGGUUGAAGUGCACCACCAAACAAUACAUGUUUUACUGUAUAUCAACAGAGUUUUUAAAUCAAAUUACCUAAAUAUUGGGAAGUUUACGUUAUUUUCUCAAUGUCUGGUUUUGCUUGUUUUUGGAAAAAUUAUGAAUAAUAAUCCUUAGUUGUGGCAAGAUUAAAGCAAAGUCUAUUCUUGCUCUAUGGCCCCUCCUGCUGGAAGAGUAGAAAAUGUAGCUGUUGUACCUCCUGUCGUCACAACUGAGUUUUACACCAACCCGAUUCAUGUGUGAUAUGCAGUGAUGGGAAUAACAGCGUUAAAAUAAACAGUGUUACUAACCGUGUUACUAUUUUCAGUAACAAGUAAUCAAACAAAUCAGUUUUUUCAGCAUUACACCACUGUUACACAUCCCAACAAUUAUAAGGGGCGCAUUAUAAACUAAAGCUAUUCUUUGAAGCUCUUGUCAUCUGUCAUGGCUCACAGCCACAGGAGCUAAGCUUUAUUUCUUUAUUUCUUUGUCUCUGUAAUUCCACUUUAUGUAACUGGCUUGUGAAACCUUAGAAAAAGUUAAACUUAGAAAAAGUAACACAAUAGUUACUUUCCCUGUUAACUAGUUACUUUUAAUGACCACUUUCACCCUCUUCGCUACAUUCUCACACUACUCUCUAAUUCUGCAUUAUUUGCUGUUAUUUCAGUUUUUAACUUUAUGUUCUCUUCCUAGAAGCUCCACCUGGCCUG
This is a messenger RNA of Girardinichthys multiradiatus, 2269 nucleotides long. RefSeq names its product protein phosphatase 1 regulatory subunit 1A-like. The coding region runs from base 305 to 940 and encodes 211 amino acids. Lineage: Eukaryota; Metazoa; Chordata; Actinopteri; Cyprinodontiformes; Goodeidae. Gene Ontology annotation, cellular component: cytoplasm. Gene Ontology annotation, molecular function: protein phosphatase inhibitor activity. Gene Ontology annotation, biological process: intracellular signal transduction. The transcript is spliced from 8 exons. The record is from RefSeq and is a predicted model, not a curated record.